AUGGAGAACCAGACAGAUAUCCUGCUCUUGGAGGGUUUAAAGGUCACCCCCCAGUCCUCUAUUCCCGCCUUCAUCCUCCUCCUCCUCGUCUACAUCUUCAUCAUGGCGUCCAACAUCGGCUUGGUGGUCCUGAUCGCCGCGGAGAGGAGCCUCCACCAGCCCAUGUAUCUGCUCUUCUGCAACAUGAGUGUCAACGAUGUUUUUGGGGCCACCGUCAUCAUUCCUCGCUUGCUGAGCGAUGUUUUUACUCCAAUGACAGAGCGGUACAUCCAUUACAUAGACUGUGUCAUUCAGGCUUUUUGUGCUCACUUUCAUGCAAGCGCCACUCACACAGUGCUCAUGAUCAUGGCCUUCGACCGGUACGUGGCCAUCUGCAACCCCCUGCGUUACACCACCAUCAUGACCAACAGGAUGGUGGCCAAGCUGUCGGUGCUGGCCUGGGCGGUCGCUUCAUUAAUGGUGGUGGUCCUCGUGGGCCUCACCGUCCGCCUGAUGCGCUGCAGGUGGAUUAUAUUCAACCCGUUCUGCGACAACGCCUCCUUGUUCAAGCUGUCCUGUGAAAGCGUGCUCAUUAAUCACAUCUACGGCCUCGGCUACACGGUGGUCCUGCUGGGCUCCUCCAUCUGCAGCAUCACGCUCACCUACCUGAGGAUCGCCAUGGUGUGUUUGAGCAGCAAGAACAAGGUGCUGAACAGCCGGGCGCUGCAGACUUGCGCCACCCACCUGGCUGUGUACAUCCUCAUGUUUGUGUCAGGCAGCAUCAUCAUCAUCCUCCAUCGUUUCCCUGACUUGUCAGACGAAAGGAAGCUAGCGUCCAUCUUGUUCCAUGUGGUUCCUCCUGCUAUGAACGCUGUUAUCUAUGGACUGCAAAUCAAAGCAGUCAGACAGAUUUGUAAUAAACCUUUAUAUGCAAUCAAGACGCUGAUCUUCUUUGCCACCAUACAAAUUAUCAUCAUUACGACACCAUCGCUUUGA
Xiphias gladius (swordfish) is the source of this 975-nucleotide messenger RNA. RefSeq names its product olfactory receptor 52N5-like. Gene Ontology annotation, biological process: G protein-coupled receptor signaling pathway. The transcript has 3 exons. Bases 1 to 975 code for a protein of 324 amino acids. The record is from RefSeq and is a predicted model, not a curated record. Gene Ontology annotation, molecular function: olfactory receptor activity. Lineage: Eukaryota; Metazoa; Chordata; Actinopteri; Istiophoriformes; Xiphiidae. Gene Ontology annotation, cellular component: membrane.